GCUGGGGUAGGAACCUUUCCUCCCCAUCCUGCUCCGUGCCACAGCUGGGGCCGCAGCCACCCGCAGCCGCUUGCACCCCACAACUCACUUUGGCCCUUCAUCUCCAGAACCUGAGCCCUCCUGUUUGUGCUCAGCCUGGUUUCCAGACUGGACUCAAAAGCCCAAUUCCCCAGGAAAAAGCUCUUCCCAAUAAAAUUCCAUAUGUAUAUGUGUGGCCAUGGUGCGCAUCCCUUGCAGGAAUUUCUCUAAAGCAGCCUCUUCUCAUCCUCCCCUAGACGAGCAGAGCUGGGAUCUGUUCCUCUCACACUGGGCUGGACCUGCCCACCGGAGACUGUGCCAGCGGAGCAGUCCUGGCAGGGCACUGCCCAUCCUCGUGCAGCUGCUGCAAGGGAGGAAGAUGAACGAAUGCUUAGCAAACCAUUUACCAAGAGGGCACUUCACCACCCGACAGCAGCAGAACACAUCUGAGGGAAUACGCAAUGGGGACGUGGAUGGGCGUGCUUCCCACCUCCCAGCAACUCCUGCCAUUGCGUACACCGGUGCAGAGCACUGCAGGGCUGGCGCCUGUGUGCAGGGGAAAGGAAGAAGCUCAGCACUGGGCAUGGAGAAGCCAGUUCAUGCCUUGAUCUCCCGCAUCUCCCCCUUAUCUCUGGAAACAGGCAAUCUUCCAUUUCCAAUGAAAGCCUUUUGUCCCUGUGCAGCUCUGCAAGUGCACCAAGGAAAACUCCCCGUAACUGAAUUUCAGGCACAGCCAGUGCAGGCAGAUACAGGCUCGCCGGAGUCUGCGCCAUGCAAACCAUGCACCAGUCAGUUCCUCCAUCCCAGCCUCCCCCCUUUCCCUACGCGUCAAAGCGUCUCCAGCACACCACCGUAUAACAAAAACAACCAGGAGCCUGGAGCGAGGCUGAUGGAAGAGGUGCUCUGGGCAGAGAACGGUACAGCGCAUCCCCCUCUGAAGCACCAAAGGCUUGCUAGUUCUGCUAGAGCAGAAAGCAGAAAAUGGGACAUGUCCCUGCGAGGCCGAGGCUGAGACCUGGGCUUCCCUGGGAAAUUCAAGCUGAGCAGGAUGACUGCAUAUGCUAAACAUGGGAAACUCCUCUGUCCCUUGAAAGAAAGAACUGAAUGAAGUGAAAAAGCUCAGUGGCGGAGCUUUGCAGAACGUGAUAAGUUGGUCCAAGGCUACCUGGGAAGGAAGGGCAUGCUAUUUGCUCUUAUGGUGCUUUCUUGUGGUGAGCCCGUGGUUUUGUUCAGCUUUGAAGAAAUCCACUUCCUGAGCCAAAUCUGUAAACUGAGUCUACACUUAAAGAAAUUAAACUCCUCCCAUGGCCCUGUACUGCUAGAGGAUUAAAAGCAUUAACAGUCCAAUGGCUCUUCAAUAGGCACAUCUGCAUAAUCUUGCUUUCCCCCACUCCUGAACGGUGAUGCGCCGAACCCGCCUGCAAAUGCUGAAUGUGGGGCAUCCUGCUGCCCACCCUGGUCUGCUGCUCAUCUCACCUGGGAAAUCCUGGUUCAGGCUCUCUGCAAAUGCAGGUGAGAAGGUGGCACCAGCUACCUCUGCUUCUGCUGUUGAGGAGUGCUUUGCUGCAGCGACAGCUGGAGAACUACUUCAUUAUUUUAUUUUUAUGGUCUUUUUAAUGAAAGCUGAGGCUCUGGAGAAGGAUGGGGAGGCCUUUCAGUGACCCCACCAAACUCUCUCAUUACCCGUCAGGGAUGGGCAAACACCCACGCUGAUAAACACUCGACUGACUAACGGAUGAGGCUCUACAUCAUAAACAUUGCCUCCCGGUUUGCACUAAUUGUCCUCCUUGUCACCGCUCCUUGCAGAGUGACAAAUGAUUUGGUUUUAAUGGAGAUCGGAUUCCCCUGUCACUCUUAAGUAAUCCCUCUAAGCCAAGGAUGAGUCACGUAGACAGGACAGGGCAUGUGGGGGAGCAGCCGUGGAAAGCAAUGUUGUUCCCUCUGUACCAGUGUCAUCCAUAACAGCCGGUCCAGGCCAAUUUUCCCCCCAGGCAUAUUUUCUUAGCCAAAGCCACUUUGUUUCCUGUAGUAGAAGCAAUAUUUUUCCUUCCCUGUGCAGCAAGACCAAGUGAAUGCUUGACAGAAUUAAAAGGCAACUCAUUUAACACUGAUGCAAGAGCAGCAGUUAGAUUAUCUGGGAAACUCAUGGCUGUAGGGUUGUUUUCCAGUAAUGCUUUGGUAAGGACUGCAAAUGUGACUGGUGUUACUUUUGCAAGUGGUCUGCUAGACCAGAAGCUGGCCAGACUUACAGCGUUCAAGAGGUGGAUGCGUGCCCAAACGGUCCCGAAAUCUGGGGUCUCGCUUGCAGGAUGGAUUUCUGUGUGCUUGGCUCUUGAAACUAAAUAUUACAGAAAAAAAGCAUCAAAUCCCAAGUCCUCAGCUGAAGGUAAAAAAAAAAACAAUCUGUUAUACGUGCGGCAAAGACCGCAUCUUCCUGUGUCUAGGAGGGAGUGUGGCGGCAGGAUAAAGUCCUCCAUUAUCUCAGACAUUCACACAACAGCUCAGAAGAGUUUACAGAAAACCUUCAUUUACCAGAGGCCAUGAAACAUCUCACGGCGCCUGCUACAAACUUCAGAACUAUAGAAAAAGCGAAGCAUAACAGAUGUGUGGCAGCGAGAGCAGGAGAAAGGAAAGCGUUGACCUUAGGCCCUGGCAAUAGCAAGGAAUUUCUUCAGAUAUAAAGAAAAAAGAAAGACUACCAUGAUUGCUUGUUAAUGUGGUCUGAAAGAAAAAUUUCUUCUCAACCCCAAAUCUGUCAAUUUAAGCAUAAGCUAAGGAGCGGGACACGGCAACUGGGUGGCUCUGAGCCACUGGUGCCGCGCCAGCAUCAGUGCUCCUCGGCUUGCAUUGCAUCCUGCCGAGACCAAGCCCCGGUGUUUCGAGGACAGCGAUGAGCAGAGCAGCCAGAAACCAGCAAGCAGGAACCCUUUCUGCUGCUCAUCUGCAGAGGCCGGGAAAGGAGCCGUGAAACUUGGCAUCGAUGUUCCCCUAACCUGGGAAAAGUGUGCUGGGCCAUGUGCUGGUCUGGCAGGACAAAAUGAUUGUCACAUCAGAGACUUCAUUCUCCCUUGGGAAACACAGAAGAACAGAGAUUUACCUGAAAGGUUUGUCAGGAAGAAAAUCAAAGAAACCCCAAACAACCCCCUCUUCAAAAACUAUCUCAGUGAGUUAAUGAUGUAAGAAGACUGCAAGAUCCAGCUGGGUGAAAAAAAUCUUCCAGCUGAGAUUUGCUAACAGCCUCCCAUAGCUAGGAAGUUAUUAAAAAUCUUGCCCCAGGGAAGGGCCCCCUCUCCGCAUUACCAGCUCCCAUCGCCCAGAUGAUGAUUCUGAGAUUUUCUGAGGCGUUUUCAUUUCAGUAAAGAAAACAGAUUUUUUUUUUUUUUUUUUUUUUUUAAAACCAAAACAUCCCCAACUUAGUUUCUCUGCAUGAUUUUCUUAGUCUCUAUUUUUUUAGCUGCAACUGCAAUAAAAUAGAAUAGUAAUUUCCUGUGCUGAAGCGGUGCGUUUCAUUUUGGGGUGCCUUGCAGAUGUGUACCUCCACGUACCGCCAACCUGCAGCCAGCCUUUGGCGCAGCCUGCGGCUCCUGCGAGGCAUAAAGUGG
Aquila chrysaetos chrysaetos is the source of this 3620-nucleotide messenger RNA. RefSeq lists its product as uncharacterized. The transcript has 4 exons. Bases 218 to 1030 code for a protein of 270 amino acids. The record is from RefSeq and is a predicted model, not a curated record. Lineage: Eukaryota; Metazoa; Chordata; Aves; Accipitriformes; Accipitridae.